Molecule: messenger RNA, 1152 nt
Organism: Symbiodinium sp. CCMP2456
Lineage: Eukaryota; Dinophyceae; Suessiales; Symbiodiniaceae
Source: the annotation of a GenBank genome assembly
AUGCACAGCUUCCUUCAGCUUACGAUGACAUUGUUUGCUGCACAGCGUGGCGCUUUGUGCUUGGCAAAUGAGAAGCCGAUCAGGAGGCUCAUCCUGGAUGCGGACAAAGGUGCCACGACCAAGGCACAAGACGAGCCCAAGCCGCCUGCUGCCCCGGACACCACAUUGGCUCCGAUCCCAGCUGAAGCGACGGCUAAGGAAGAGGCCUUGGCACCUCGAGUGGUCCCCGAGCUCGAAAGCCUGCGGCAGAAAGCUCAGGAGGCGCUGCUGAACGGCGCGCAGACCGGAGAGCUCUGGAACCUGCUCCAGCGCUUUGCUGCGAAGGGCACCGAGCAGAAAGCCUCGGCGUCGGCCGCACUUUGCCAGGCGGCACAGUCGGGAGAACUCGUCGAAGCACUGCGGAAAUGUGGAACUGCGCAGGCGGCGGUGGCCUCCGCGGAGUUCGACCGCGUUCGGCAGCAUGCGGUCGAGUCCCUGGUGGUCGCCGCCGAGUCGGGAAGGCUCCUCGAGGCCUUGCAUGAGCGGAAGAUCCACGAGGAGGAGAGGGAGCGAGCGGGAGCGCUGCUCCAGGAGGCCCGGGAGCAGGUGUCCCAGGCUGCAGACUCGGGCGACCUCGCGGCGGCACUGGCGGCAAGCCAGAGCCAGAUGGUUGCCGCAGGCCAGGACCUGGAGCAGCUGCGCGAAGUAGCGCGGGAGGCGUUGCUCAUGGCCGCAGAGUCUGGCGAGCUGGCUGAGGUGCUUGCCGAAGCCACUGGUACGAAGCCAGCCACGGAUGACGUGCUGCGGACAGCCGCGAGGGAUGCACUGCUGCGAGGUGCCCAGUCGGGACAGCUGCUCGCAGAGCUGCGCCGAGGCAAGACGCGGAGUCUCCCAGGCUCACCUUUGAGCCGGCCUCCUCAAGGCUCCACUCCGGCAAGCACCGUCAUCGACGAGAUGUCCGAGGCAGCAAGCGAUGUGCAGCGGAAGGCAACCCUGCACACCUCGGUCGCGGCACGUCUCGUGCAGGAGAUGACGGACUUGGCUGCCGAGCUCGGCCAAGGGAGUGUGGUGGAGCAGAACACGGCGAUCAAGGCGAAGAUCGCCGAGCUGAAGCGACAGUACGACAAGUUGCUACAGGAGCGUGACGAGCUGAAGAGCCGAAUGAGACGUUAA